AUGUCUUUCAAUGUUAAAUUAUUUUAUCUUGUAUUUUUUUUAUUAUAUCAAUUAGGUAAUGGACAAGGUAAUGGUUAUUUUACUACUAAUGAUUAUUUACAAUCACAAGAUUUAUUUGAUGAAGAAAAUGGUAUUAUUGGAGUUCCUGAUAUUAAAUGUAAUGCUGAGACAAUUGAAAUGAGAUUUAAAACUAAAAAUAAAUUUAUGGGAAAAGUUUAUGUUAGAGGACAUUAUAAUAAUCCUGAAUGUAAAGUUGAUUAUGCUCAAGCAAGUUUAGAAGGUUUACCAAUUGAUGGUAUUAAAUUACAUCAUGGAAGUUGUGAUAUGGAUCGUCAACGUGUUCUUAAACCUGGUGGAAUGCAAUUUUCUACAGUUUUGGUAAUUUCUUUUCAUCCAUUAUUUAUUACUAAAACUGAUCGUGCUUUUAAUAUUAAUUGUUUGUAUAGAGAAAGUGAAACAAAAGUUCAAAGUGAACUUGAAGUUAGUCAAUUACAGACAGAAAGUAUUGCUCAUGAUAUGCCAUUACCAACAUGUACUUAUACGAUUAGAAAAGAUUUGUUAGAUGGGCCUAUUUUGAAGUAUGCUAAAGUUGGAGAUCAAGUAGUUCAUCGAUGGGAGUGUGAUUCUGAUAUGUAUGGUAUGUUAGUUCAUUCAUGUUAUGUUGAAGAUGGUCAGGGAGAAAAACAAAUGGUUAUUGAUAAUAAAGGUUGCCAUACAGAUAGAUUACUUCUUGGUGAUCCAACAUAUGUUGAAGCAUUAAAUAUGGCAUACAGAGAAGGGUAUGUUUUUAAGUUUGCUGAUCGUGUUGCUGUUCGUUUUCAAUGUGAAAUAAAACUUUGUGCAAAAGAAGGAGGUGGUUGUAAUGGUAUUACUCCUCCUGCAUGUUCAUCAUCAAUUAAUGGUAAUUCAAUAACAGGUGGAAUGACAAAUAAUAAUAUACCUAAAGGUACAACAACUAUUAGCACUAAUAUGUAUAAUGCUCCUAAUAGACCAUGGAAUAAAAAAAUAUCAAAAAGAAGUACAAAGAAUGAUAAUAUAACAAUUGAUAUUAACAAAUCAAAAUUACUAGAUACUGAUUUAUUUUCACAGUAUGUUUAUGUAUUAGAUGAUGAAAAUACUGGAAAUAAAGAAGUAUUAGAUUUGGAUAAUAAAAGUAAUUCACUUCCUUUAAAUAAUAAUAAUCCUGUCAUUAGUGUUAAAGCUAAAGUUUGCAUGUCAAUGGAAACAUUAAAAAUUCUUAUCUUAUUCUUUGUUAUUCUUGCAUUUAUUGCUACAUAUUUUAUUGUUCUUACAAUAUGUAAAAAAAGGCAACAAGCUAAAAAUAAAGAAAGUACUAUUAAUAAUUGGAAUAAUACAAUUGGAAAUAUCAAGACAUAUUCAAAAAAUGGUGUUCAAACACCUGUUGUUUAUGGUUAA
Strongyloides ratti is the source of this 1416-nucleotide messenger RNA. Its product is annotated as Zona pellucida domain-containing protein. Lineage: Eukaryota; Metazoa; Nematoda; Chromadorea; Rhabditida; Strongyloididae. Bases 1 to 1416 code for a protein of 471 amino acids. The record is from RefSeq and is a predicted model, not a curated record. The transcript is spliced from 4 exons.